AUGAUAUCCGUGGCGGCCCGUUCAGUGCUGACGGCGAGCUGCAGUCGCAGCAUCUACGCAAAGCCAGCUGCUGGUGGCCUACUCGGCGCCAUUGCUCGACGAUUCAAGACGGAUGGCGUUAAGGGAGCUGUGAUUGGCAUCGAUCUCGGUACGACGAACUCGUGCGUCGCUGUGAUGGAAGGGAAACAGGCCAGGGCAAGCAAUUUGCAGGUAAUCGAAAAUUCCGAAGGUGUACGGACAACGCCAUCGGUUGUGGCGUUCACGAAGGAUGGCGAAAGAUUGGUUGGUGCGCCUGCGAAACGACAGGCUGUAACAAACUCGCAGAAUACACUGUACGCAACCAAACGAUUGAUUGGACGACGAUUCGAUGAUCCGGAAGUGCAGAAGGAUGUGUAA
Messenger RNA from Gongylonema pulchrum, 396 nucleotides. NCBI's taxonomy places the organism in Eukaryota, Metazoa, Nematoda, Chromadorea, Rhabditida, Gongylonematidae. The record is from the annotation of a GenBank genome assembly.